Molecule: messenger RNA, 1545 nt
Organism: Eimeria tenella
Lineage: Eukaryota; Apicomplexa; Conoidasida; Eucoccidiorida; Eimeriidae
Product: HD superfamily phosphohydrolase protein, related
Exons: 9
Coding region: 1-1545 (514 amino acids)
Biological process (GO): dGTP catabolic process
Cellular component (GO): nucleus
Molecular function (GO): dGTPase activity
Source: RefSeq, a predicted model, not a curated record
AUGUCCUGCGACAAGCCAACCCUCCCUUCUUGUGAGGGGGAAACUCCCCCUGUGGCGGGUUUGUCGCCGGAAAACCAAGAAGAGCGGCCGUGGUGGUACAGCCACGUGCACUACCCGACGCGGCGCGCAGUGCAGCGAGCUUUCGAAGAAGGAGUCGAAGAUUUCCGAAAAGUGAUUGAGUCGGAGUUCAAGUUGCUGCAGGAACACGACCGCAGAGAGGCGAAGCGCCUGGCGCACCUGCAGGCGGGGGGCCCCCCAGGGGGCUCCCCAGGGGGCCCCCCAGGGGGCCCCCCUGGGGGCCCCUGGACUUCUGCGAGUCAGCCGUCUUUGGAGGUUUUCUUGAGUCAGAUUUGCUGUUUCGACAGGGAGAGUAUUGAGAAGGUGACUGAAACCCUAAACCCUAAAUCAGUGGAUGAUUUGAUUUACUGCUGCUUGGAGGCCCUGUGGGCCCCCGCCCCCAGCAGCAGCAGCAGCAGCAGCAGCAGCUGCGGCAGCAGACUCAGCGCAUGUGUGGAGGACCUGCGGAAGUUCUUGGCAGCAAAUAAAGGCAAACAAAAUACCAGGGGGGCCCCCCAAGGCGAAAAGAAGGGUCUGGGGGCCCCCCCCUCAAAUGUCUCUUCCCAAGAAACAGCUGCCAGCUGCGACAGCAGCAGCAGCAGCAGCAGCAGCAGCAGCAGCAGCGGCAGCGACGUGAACUUGUGCUCCAGCUUCGAAUCCACUCCAGCGAGUUCCCAGGGCUCACUGGGCCCCUGGGGGCCCCCCAUGGGGGCCCCCAGGGGCCCCCUGGGGGCCCCUCCCAGGGGCCCACUCACGGGAGCCCCCAGGGGGCCCCCCAAGGGGCCCCUGAAGAGGGCUGAAGAGCUUGCUGAGAGGCCCCCGUUUUGUUUAAUUGGAAUAGAAAAAGAAAAAAGAAAAAGUUUGAUUGAAAUGCUUUUCAAAUUCAUCGCCAAGUACCUCAACGAAAUGCAACUCGUGAUGCUUAGAGAAAACAUGAGGGACAUAGCCGAUGCCCUUGCCACUCACGGCUGCCUCUCCCUGUCGGACCUUGCGGAGCUUCUGCAGCAGCAGCAGCAGCAGCAGCAGCAGCAACAGCAGCAGAAGCGUGAGCAGCAGCAGCAACAGCAGGACACUGAAAUGGAGGAGGAGGAAGCGGAAGCCACAGCUAGUGGGGCCGGACCGACAGCAGCAACAGCAGCAACAGCAACAGCAAAUUCCCGGCAGAGCCAGCAGCUGCUGCGGCUGCUGCUGCAGCAGCAGCAGCAGCAGCAACAGCAGCAGGCAGCAGAACAAGAAAGGCGAGAAAGACAGCAGAUCUCCUCGGACAAGGAAUUCAAGAAGGUCGCUGACAGGGUGUACUCCUACGUGCACUUCGACCGCUUCGUCUUCGACCAAAUCAUCGACACUCCUUACCUCCAGCGCCUCCGCCAUUUGGCCCAACUGGGGGCCUGCAAGUUCGUGUUCCCCUCGGCCACCCACACGCGCUUCGAACACUCCCUAGGGGUAGGGUUGGGCGGCGGUGAACUUUACCCGCCAAUUACUUCAUGA